This is a messenger RNA of Populus nigra (black poplar), 780 nucleotides long. Its product is annotated as plasma membrane ATPase 4-like. The transcript has 5 exons. Gene Ontology annotation, cellular component: plasma membrane. The coding region runs from base 1 to 780 and encodes 259 amino acids. Gene Ontology annotation, biological process: proton transmembrane transport; regulation of intracellular pH. The record is from RefSeq and is a predicted model, not a curated record. Gene Ontology annotation, molecular function: ATP binding; ATP hydrolysis activity; P-type proton-exporting transporter activity. Lineage: Eukaryota; Viridiplantae; Streptophyta; Magnoliopsida; Malpighiales; Salicaceae.
AUGGCUGACGACGGCUACGACGACAUCGCUGCUGCCACCACCGCCGACGGCAUGGUGCUUAGCUUGCAGGAAAUCAAAAACGAGAACGUCGACCUUGACCGUAUUCCAGUUUCGGAAGUGUUUCAACAAUUGCAAUGCACGAAAGAGGGUCUGUCUACCGAGGAAGGCCAGAAGAGGCUUCAAAUUUUCGGUCCAAACAAGCUAGAAGAGAAAAGGGAGAGCAAGCUUUUGAAAUUCUUGGGUUUUAUGUGGAACCCACUCUCAUGGGUCAUGGAGGGUGCUGCUAUCGUGGCCAUUGUCUUGGCAAACGGAGAGGGCAAGCCACCAGACUGGCAAGACUUUUUGGGUAUUGUGGUAUUGCUUCUCAUGAACUCAACUAUAAGUUUCUAUGAAGAAAAUAGUGCAGGCAAUGCUGCGGCUGCUCUUAUGGCAGGUCUUGCCCUGAAGACCAAGGUUUUGAGAGAUGGAAGGUGGAUUGAGCAAGAGGCUGCUGUCUUGGUCCCAGGAGAUGUGAUCAGUAUCAAGCUGGGAGACAUUAUACCGGCAGAUGCUCGUCUACUGGAGGGUGAUCCGCUUAAGAUUGAUCAGUCUGCUCUCACUGGUGAGUCUUUGCCAGUUACAAAGAAGCCAGGCGAUGAAGUAUUCUCUGGGUCUACCUGCAAGCAUGGUGAGAUUGAAGCUGUUGUGAUUGCCACUGGGGUGCACUCCUUUUUUGGCAAAGCUGCUCAUCUCGUAGAUAGCACCAAUAAAGUGGGGCAUUUCCAAAAGGUACUGAGCUAA